CAUAUAUACAACAAAAGCAACAACCUAAACAACUCUUAACCAGCUGCAUUCUGCAAUGGUUAGCGCCGAUAUCGAUACCGGAGCUAUUUUCCGGUCUGUUAAAGAGGCUGUCACUCUCUUCGACGAGAGAAUUCUUCUCGGAGAAAAUUACGUCAACAAGUCCGAAGAGAGAGACAAUGGAGAUAGCAAUGCGGGUUUUAGAAGCAAAACAAUAGAGGCUGAGUUGGAUGAAGCAAAGGAGAAUCUGAAAAAAGCUGAAGAAGAGAACAAGGUUUUGUCUCAGCUACUCGAAACACUAACGCAUGAGCUUGAAACCACUAAAGAAAAGCUAAACCAUUCACUUAGAAACUUCCCAGAAGACCCUCAAGUCGAAGAUGACCUCAAGUUCAUAGAGCAACCAACGGUUAUUGAACCGGAUAGCAUAACCGAGAUCAAGAUGAACCGGUUUGAUCAAAAUGAAGUGUAUGAUAAUGAAGAUCGUCUGGAGAAGAGACGUUCGGUGAAGGUUGCAAAUCCACCAACGAAGGUCAUUGAGAGAAAAGAGGAUAAGAAGAACCAAGCUAUGGUGAAGAAGCAGACAAAGAAGAUGAAGCCGUUGGUCCCAUUGGCUGCUUGGCUCUUUUCAAAAAACCGGUCAAGUUAAUAACCACCUUUAGUGAUCCUUGUCUCACGUUUAUACGUACUCAUCGCCUUAUGAAUUCUGAAAUAACAUUCCCAAAACUAUUUGUUCUUAUUUUGGGGAUUCGUUCGACUUUAUUUUGUUACAUUUUUAUCGUCUGACAUGUAAGUACCGAUUUCUCGAAACUAAGAAACCAUGAC
This is a messenger RNA of Eruca vesicaria subsp. sativa (arugula), 819 nucleotides long. The record is from the annotation of a GenBank genome assembly. NCBI's taxonomy places the organism in Eukaryota, Viridiplantae, Streptophyta, Magnoliopsida, Brassicales, Brassicaceae.